Rhea pennata is the source of this 3401-nucleotide messenger RNA. It is a transcript of the gene IMPA1, whose product is annotated as inositol monophosphatase 1. Gene Ontology annotation, biological process: inositol metabolic process; phosphatidylinositol phosphate biosynthetic process; signal transduction. The coding region runs from base 83 to 919 and encodes 278 amino acids. Gene Ontology annotation, molecular function: inositol monophosphate 1-phosphatase activity. The transcript is spliced from 9 exons. NCBI's taxonomy places the organism in Eukaryota, Metazoa, Chordata, Aves, Rheiformes, Rheidae. The record is from RefSeq and is a predicted model, not a curated record.
CGGUGCCUGCGCGGCGGGCGGCGGUGCGGCUGCGCGCCUCACGGCGAGCGGCGGCGGCGGAGGCGGCAGUGGCUAAGAAAAGAUGGCUGAUCCUUGGCAGGAAUGCAUGGAUUAUGCAGUUGCUUUAGCAAGGAAAGCUGGGGAAAUAAUCCGUGGUGCGCUGAAAGAAGAAAUAUCUGUUAUGACUAAAAGUUCACCAGUAGAUCUAGUGACAGAAACGGAUCAAAAAGUAGAAAACUUCAUUAUAUCUUUGAUAAAAGAGAAGUUUCCUUCUCACAGUUUCAUCGGAGAAGAAUCUGUUGCAGCUGGAGAAGGCAGCAUUUUGACAGCUAAUCCCACAUGGAUUAUAGACCCUAUUGAUGGAACUACCAACUUUGUACACAGGUUUCCAUUUGUGGCAGUUUCAAUUGGCUUUGUUGUAAACAAAGAGAUAGAAUUUGGAAUUGUGUACAGUUGUGUAGAAGACAAGAUGUACACUGCUAGGAAAGGAAAAGGUGCAUUUUGCAAUGGUCAGAAACUUAAAGUAUCAGGCCAAGAAGACAUUACAAAAUCCCUUUUAGUAACAGAAUUGGGAUCAAAUCGUGAUCCAGAGACUAUAAAAAUAAUUCUUUCAAACAUGGAAAGACUUCUCAGCAUUCCUAUUCAUGGGAUUAGAGCUGUUGGUACUGCAGCUGUGAACAUGUGCCUUGUGGCAACAGGUGGUGCUGAUGCCUAUUAUGAAAUGGGAAUUCAUUGCUGGGAUAUGGCAGGGGCUGGAAUCAUUAUUACUGAAGCAGGUGGAGUGCUGCUAGAUGUAUCAGGUGGACCAUUUGAUUUGAUGUCUCGAAGAAUAAUUGCUGCAAGCAGUCGAGCUGUAGGAGAGAGAAUAGCCAAAGCACUUCAGAUAAUUCCUCUAAAACGGGAUGAUGCAACAAAUUGAAUACCAAAGCUACAGCUUAAAUGUAUUGAUACAAUGGUUGUCUCAUAAUCUCAUAUACUUGUAAUUCUAUACCAUGAACCUGAUAAAAACAGGAUAAAUGGGGUAAUCUUUCGCUACUGAUAGUUUAAGGUGCGACUGUCAAGUACUGUUUUGAGACUAGACCAACAUAGUGGUGUUACUAAAUAAUUAGAAGUAAAUUGUACUGUUAGAUAUUUUGUUUCAUAUCAUAAUUGCAUAAAAAUCUGUAAAAUGAAAUGUAUAAGUAAUAUUUUAAGUUUUAUAUUAUACUGGAAGACAUAGCAAGAGACUUUUUUAAAAUGAAAAAUGUGUAGUUCCUUAAGUGACAAAAUAAUGUUUAUUAUCUUAACUACAAAACUUCACAUUUGGUCCUGAAUCUAGAAAUACCAAGGCAUUAUUAUUAUCCAAUGUCUCUUCCUUUUUCUCUUGUCUGUUAGUUCUUCAGUGUGAUCAGCUUAUCUGUUUCUUCAGUUUGUUCCUGUAUUUGCGGGUAGAUCAUAUAUUUCCAAACUUUAUUUAGUUGCUAUUAGUUUGGGCUCUAAUUUAUAGUCUUUGUUACCCACUAGUGUUACUUACUAGUCCUUGUCUUUCUGAUCAUUGUCAUGCAUUACUUCUUGUAGAUAAGAGAUCAGAGACUAGAUUGUGUUGAUGUGCCUAUUGCAUUUGCAAAUUUAUUACAGUAGAAAAGUAAUAGAUCAUUGUGCUAAAAAAUUAGGUGCUUGUCUCAGGAAUAAGUUUUGAGCAUACUGCCUAUCAACAAAUAGGUUUAUACAAAAUUAAAAUGAGGUACGAUUGGAAUUUGUUCAUUGGAAUCAGCUGAUAUCACUUGUCAGAUAUGAUUUCCAGUAAUCUGAUUUGGAUAUCUUCAUGGAGGAGGAUAUCUCAAAGUUUAAGAAAUUCUUAAAAUCUAAGAGAGUUUUCAGUAAAUCAAAGAACUGGGAGGGAAAAAAAAGCCAAAAGUCCAAAUUUUAUGCCUUACUUAUUGUGGUUUCUGUCAGUGACCGAACAAGAUCAGGUUUCCGUUGAGUUACAUUCUCUACAGGCGCAUGAGAGGAUGUAUACCUAGAUCUGAAGAGAUAAAUCUAAGAAGUCUUAGUAAUUUAAUUCUUGAUGUUAAUUGUUGUAAAUGCACAAAACCAUACUGUGGGUGGUUCUUUACAUUUUUGUUUUCAAGCUUUUUAAAAGUAUCAGUGUAGUGUUCAAAUAAGUAGUGCACUUUAAAAAACUAUUUAACUUAAUCAGUUUUUGCACUAUUUUCUGUGUCUAAAAUUUUCAAAGAAAGGUCAUUUAACUUUGGUCCACUCCAGGCAUGACAAUGCUUUGGAAAAUCUGGCUUUAUAUAUUGAUGUUCCACUAUUUGUUUUUAUUUUGGAAGAUGAUGGAUGUUCUCUGUCUUGAAGUUCCAGCGGAUCUUCUAUAAAUUUGAGUCUUCUGUAUCAAUUAAUUUUUUUGCAGGUUUUGCAAAAAUAUUUCAUUGAAAUUGUAUCUAAUAUCAGAUGAUUAACAUUAAUGAGAUCAGCAACUGCCUGCUCUUCAAAGGUCAGUUUUACUUUUAAGGUUCCCAUUGGUAAGAAUUAGUAAGAAUGCUCUUUUUGAGCAUUUCAUUAUAGUUUUAUUGUUAUAAUUGGUGUGGAAUCGUUGUUUCAUAAUUCAUUAUUUUUUAAUGUCUGCUGUAUCAUUUCCAUGACUGUUGUGUAAAAUACAAACUAUACAGAUUUUUUUUUGUUAAACUGAUUUAUUUUGUGAAAUGGAGACAUGUCUAAAAAUACUUGAGGUGAGAAUACGUGUUUGGAAUAAAUGCAUGCUUUAGCAGUGGCAGCUCCAGAUGUGCUUCCCUGCUUGACAUUUGUCAGAGCACAAUGUUGGAUCCCAGCAUGCUGGAUUUAUGAGCUUUAAGCUUUCUAUCUCUGUGCAUGAGUUGAACACUUCUUCUUCCUGACCUCUGGUGUACAUAGAUCAUGAGCUGUUAUCCUUCUGCAGAAAUGGAGUUCUUUUUACAGCUACCCUAUGUUUGAGAGUCAGUAUUCGUACAUCUGCCUAUGAGGGUUAAUCAUACCCAUUUUCAGAGUUCUAACACUAUAGAUUCUUGUCUGUAGUUUACUUUUGAGGAGUAUCAGCUGGCUGAAGCAUUUAGCUUUCUCACUGUUAGGUUUCCUAAUGCUAUUUAGGGGAAAAAAUUACAUUGAGUGUUAUUUCCUGUUUUUGCUUUCUCAGUGUUAGCACUGAAGACCAGCUUUUUUUUUUUGUCUCUACAAAUGGCAGCUUUUGUAAACUGGCGUUUGUGUCUGCUUGUUUUCCAAUUUCAGUCUCCCUUUCAAGGGGAUUAGAGAUCCCUGUUGCUUGCUUGUUUGCUAAAGCAUUAUCCUUUCAAAUAACUCUUCAGCUAUGGCAUCAUGGGUAACUCUUUAGUCAUGUGAAGGGAGCCCAAGCCAUAAUCAAGUUUAAAGGCAUUUUAUUUUUAUAU